AAGAAAAUUACCACUCUGUGUAGAUCACAGCGCCGUGCCGUGCAGUUGGGGGAUCUCAAGUCUCCUCUGACCUCGCCACCUCGCGGAGGAAAAGGGGUGGAAGAGGGAGCAGCGGGGAGACUGGAAUCAAGCCUCAGUCGGGCGGGCGGCGGACAAUCGCUUCGCAGGCAUGAUUCAUACAGCCCACUAGUAUGUCCUCAAAAGCUAUAAAAAGAAGACCUUGCAGUGCUCAAACUGAUAAAGCAAGUGAAAAACAUAUGGAGGUGACACUACCAGAUGCUAUGACUGAAUCUCUUCUAGGAAAUUCUCCUCCAGAAGAUAAAUCCAAGAGAUAUGAACCCACUACACGGUCAAAUUUCUGGAGUGGGACAAGACAGGAGUGCAUUCGUUGGGCGCAUCUUGUGUCAACAUUUAUUGCUCAAUCUGCAAGAAAGAUAGUAAAUGUUCUUUCUGAAUUCGGAUCUUUGCUUGCAAGAUUCUUUGGUUGCUCUUCUGCUCCCCAAUGUUCACCAAAUGGAAAGACAGUUCCAUUCAAUCUCAGUCCAUUACAGGAAGAAAGAUUAAGAUUGUUGAGACAAAGGUUAGAUGUGCCAUAUGAUUGCUCCUCUGUCAAGCAUCAGGAUGCUCUGAAAGAGCUUUGGAGAUUGGCUUAUCCUAACCGACAAGUUCCUCCUCUAAAAUCAGAUCUUUGGAAGGAGAUGGGCUGGCAGAACUCUGAUCCUGCAACUGAUUUUAGGGCAGGUGGGUUCAUGUCCUUGGAGAAUCUAAUAUACUUUGCCAGAAAUUACCCAGAUUCCUUUCACAAGCUGUUGCACAAGGCUGAUGGUGAGAGAGCUGAGUGGGAAUACCCUUUUGCUGUAGCUGGUGUGAACAUAUCUUAUAUGUUAGUGCAAAUGCUGGAUUUGCAAUCAGGAAAUAUGAGUACAAUAGCUGGUGCCCACUUUGUUCGACUUCUAGAAAAUGAUGAUGCGGCUUUCGAUAACCUUUUCUGUGUAGCAUUUCAAAUGCUUGAUGCUCAUUGGCUUGCAAGGGGGGCUAGUUAUAUGGAAUUCAAUGAGGUUCUAAAGUAUACACGAGUUCAGUUAGAACAAGAGCUUGCCCUCGGAGGUAUUUGUAGGGUCGAAAAUAUGCCAUCGUUCAGAAUGUUAAAAAAGUAGCCAUGUACAUCGCAGGAAAAAUACUGUUACCUGUUGAUAGGUUGUUUAAAAAUGCAGUCCAUUCUUUAGGCGGAUGUUCAAGAUGUAUUAAUGUGUGUAUUGAUCGCAAUGUAAAGUUCCAGUUCAUGUAUGAUUCAUUGAUACCUUGACAGGAAAAAGAAACACAUGCUACAGCUUUCAUUAUCA
Molecule: messenger RNA, 1343 nt
Organism: Panicum virgatum (switchgrass)
Lineage: Eukaryota; Viridiplantae; Streptophyta; Magnoliopsida; Poales; Poaceae
Product: ELMO domain-containing protein C-like
Exons: 10
Coding region: 192-1157 (321 amino acids)
Source: RefSeq, a predicted model, not a curated record